This is a messenger RNA of Nomascus leucogenys (northern white-cheeked gibbon), 2874 nucleotides long. RefSeq names its product tetratricopeptide repeat domain 14 (gene TTC14). Gene Ontology annotation, molecular function: nucleic acid binding; protein binding. The record is from RefSeq and is a predicted model, not a curated record. Lineage: Eukaryota; Metazoa; Chordata; Mammalia; Primates; Hylobatidae.
GCUGUCUGUGUACUUCCGGCAGCCUCCAGAAGAUUUCUUCUGCUUCCCGUACCACCCGGUUCAAAUAGCGGAUACGGAACCGGGGACUAUCAGCCCAUCGGCCUCCGGGCCCUGCAGUCUCUAGCCAUGGACCGGGACCUUCUGCGGCAGUCGCUAAAUUGCCACGGGUCGUCUUUGCUCUCUCUGCUUCGGAGCGAACAGCAGGACAAUCCACACUUCCGGAGCCUCCUGGGGUCGGCCGCCGAGCCAGCCCGGGGCCCGCCGCCCCAGCAGCCGUUGCAGGGCAGAAAAGAGAAGAGAGUUGACAACAUCGAGAUACAGAAAUUCAUCUCCAAAAAAGCGGAUCUGCUUUUUGCACUUUCCUGGAAAUCAGAUGCACCUGCAACUUCUGAAAUUAAUGAAGACAGUGAAGAUCAUUAUGCAGUCAUGCCACCUUUAGAGCAAUUCAUGGAGAUACCUAGUGUGGAUCGGAGAGAGCUGUUUUUCCGAGAUAUUGAGCGUGGUGAUAUAGUGAUUGGAAGAAUUAGUUCUAUUCGGGAAUUUGGUUUUUUCAUGGUGUUGAUCUGUUUAGGAAGUGGUAUCAUGAGAGAUAUAACCCACUUAGAAAUCACAGCUCUUUGUCCCUUAAGAGAUGUGCCUUCUCACAGUAACCAUGGGGAUCCUUUAUCAUAUUACCAAACUGGUGACAUCAUUCGAGCUGGAAUCAAGGAUAUUGACAGAUACCAUGAAAAGCUAGCGGUAUCUCUGUAUAGCUCUUCUCUUCCACCACACCUAUCUGGUAUUAAAUUAGGUGUAAUUAGCUCUGAAGAGCUUCCUUUAUACUACAGGAGAAGUGUUGAACUAACUAGUAAUUCUUUGGAGUCCUAUGAAAAUAUCAUGCAGAGUUCCUUGGGAUUUGUUAAUCCAGGAGUAGUUGAAUUCCUUCUAGAAAAACUAGGAAUAGAUGAAUCUAAUCCGCCAUCUUUAAUGAGAGGCCUACAAAGCAAAAAUUUCUCUGAAGAUGAUUUUGCUUCUGCAUUGAGAAAAAAACAAUCUGCGUCUUGGGCUUUAAAAUGUGUGAAGAUCGGAGUUGACUAUUUUAAAGUUGGACGCCAUGUGGAUGCUAUGAAUGAAUACAAUAAAGCUUUGGAAAUAGACAAACAAAACGUGGAAGCUUUGGUAGCUCGUGGAGCAUUAUACGCGACAAAAGGAAGUUUGAACAAAGCAAUAGAAGAUUUUGAGCUUGCGUUAGAAAACUGUCCAACUCACAGAAAUGCAAGAAAAUACCUCUGCCAGACACUUGUAGAGAGAGGAGGACAGUUAGAAGAAGAAGAAAAGUUUUUAAAUGCUGAAAGUUACUAUAAGAAAGCUUUGGCUUUGGAUGAGACUUUUAAAGAUGCAGAGGAUGCUUUGCAGAAACUUCAUAAAUAUAUGCAGAAAUCUUUGGAAUUAAGAGAAAAACAAGCUGAAAAGGAAGAAAAGCAGAAAACAAAGAAAAUAGAAACAAGUGCAGAAAAGUUGCGUAAGCUCUUAAAAGAAGAGAAGAGGCUAAAGAAGAAAAGAAGAAAAUCAACUUCUUCUUCUUCUUCAAGUGUUUCUUCUGCUGAUGAAUCAGUGUCUUCAUCAUCAUCCUCUUCCUCUUCUGGUCACAAAAGGCAUAAGAAACAUAAGAGGAACCGUUCAGAGUCUUCUCGCAGUUCCAGAAGGCAUUCAUCUAGGGCAUCCUCAAAUCAGAUAGAUGAGAAUAGGAAAGAUGAGUGCUACCCAGUUCCAGCUAAUACUUCAGCAUCUUUUCUUAACCAUAAACAAGAAGUGGAGAAACUACUGGGGAAGCAGGAUAGGUUACAGUAUGAAAAGACACAGAUAAAAGAGAAAGAUAGAUGCCCUCUCUCUUCAUCUUCACUUGAAAUACCGGAUGAUUUUGGAGGUAGGUCUGAAGAUCCAAGAGAUUUUUAUAAUAGCUAUAAAACCCAAGCAGGUAGUAGCAAAACAGAAAAGCCAUAUAAAUCAGAAAGACAUUUUUCCAGUAGAAGAAAUUCCUCAGAUUCCUUCUGUAGGAAUUCAGAGGACAAGAUUUAUGGUUAUAGGAGAUUUGAAAAGGAUAUAGAGGGAAGAAAAGAGUACUAUAGAAGGUGGGAACCAGGUUCUGUGAGGCAUUCUACCUCACCAGCAAGCUCAGACUACUCUUGGAAGUCAGUUGAGAAAUACAAAAAAUAUGCUCACUCUGGAUCACGUGAUUUCAGUAGACAUGAGCAAAGAUACCGUUUAAAUACAAAUCAAGGAGAAUAUGAAAGAGAGGACAAUUAUGGGGAGGAUAUCAAAACAGAGGUUCCAGAAGAAGAUGCACUAAGUAGCAAAGAACACUCAGAAAGCAGUGUUAAAAAAAAUUUACCUCAGAAUUUACUGAAUAUAUUUAAUCAGAUAGCUGAAUUUGAAAAAGAAAAAGGAAAUAAGUCAAAAACUUAAUACACCAAGGAUAUUGGCACCAUUACACAAAAUGCCAUUAAGUGAAGUUUUUGGUUGUAUUAGUCAUAACAGUUCAGUGCAGAAAUCUCUGCUCCUAAAGUUAUUUGUAGAGUUUACAGGAAACAAAUGCUUUUAAGCUUUUCUCAAAUUUUGUUUCAGUUGUAGGUCCCUUGUCACAGCUUGGUUUUUAGACUUUAUAUGUUUAUGUACAGUAUAUUACUCUUGACAGUUUGAAUUUCUUCACCUAAAGAUAAUUCUCUGAAAGUACUGUUUCUUCAUUCUAUUGCGGUAUAUGAGAAUUCCUGGGUGCAUCUUAUUCUGCUGUUUGAGAGAAAAAUUUGUGCAUUGAACACUUGGAUCAUUUUUAUAAAAAUUGAUUUCAUUUUCUUUUCUGUUAAAUUAAAAAUCGUCAGCUUUUGAAAGAUUAUA